GGCUGCGCAAGCGAGUCGAGAAUCCCCGUCGUGGGGUGUACGCAUGUGCUAUAGAAAGCUACGCAUGCGCAUCUGGAGUCCCGGGGGGCGUGCAAGAAAAGCAGUUUCUUCUUUAACUCUUCCUGUGCCGGGCGUCGCCGAUUCGGCGGCAGUUACUGCCACUGGUGGCGCGUCGUGACGCUUCGGCCAGCCAUCACGUGGGCGUGACGCACAAGGGAGAGGGGCGGAGGGACGCCGGUGUGCGGAGCCCCCCAAGGCUCGUGCGCUACUGGGGGAGCCGUUCCCCCUCCCCGCCCGGGGCGCAGGCUGCUCUGUGGCGGCAGUGGCUGGCGAUGGCCCAGGCUCCCAUGGAGGAGGAGGAGUGCCCCGAGCUGGUUCCCAUAGAGGAUCAGGCGGUUGGGGGAGAAGAGGCUGAACCCAGCCACAGCACCAAGAUCCCAGUCACUAUCAUCACAGGCUAUUUAGGUGCUGGGAAGACCACUCUUCUUAACUAUAUUUUGACAGAACAACAUACCAAAAGAAUAGCAGUUAUUCUAAAUGAGUUUGGAGAAGGAAGUGCCUUGGAAAAAUCCUUGGCUAUAAGUCAAGGUGGAGAACUCUAUGAAGAAUGGCUGGAGCUCAGAAAUGGUUGCCUGUGCUGUUCAGUAAAGGACAAUGGCUUGAAAGCUAUUGAGAACCUGAUGCAGAAGAAGGGAAAAUUUGACUACAUACUACUAGAAACCACUGGAUUGGCAGAUCCAGGUGCUGUGGCAUCCAUGUUUUGGGUUGAUGCUGAACUAGGAAGUGACAUAUAUCUUGAUGGUAUUGUAUCUGUUGUUGAUGCCAAGUAUGGACUUCAGCAUUUGACAGAAGAAAAAUCUGAUGGCCUUAUCAAUGAAGCAACUAGGCAGAUUGCACUAGCUGAUCUAAUAAUCAUCAAUAAAACAGAUUUGAUUUCACAAGAAGAACUGAAUAAAAUAAGAACAGCUGUCAGGUCAAUAAAUGGGCUUGUCAAAAUUUUAGAAACUCAGAGAUCAAGAGUUGAUCUCUGUGAAGUUUUAGACUUGCAUGCUUUUGAUAGCUUAUCUGGGAUAAGUUUGCAGAAAAAGCUGCAGCAUGUGCAGACGACACACCCACACCUAGAUAAGAGUAUUGUCACAGUUACGUUUGAAAUGUUAGGAAACACAACUGAAGAAAAUCUCAAUGAAUUUAUUCAGAAUCUUCUGUGGGAGAGGAGUGUGAAAGACAAGGCUGGUCAUCCCAUGGAGGUCAUAAGACUCAAGGGGUUGGUGUCUAUUAAAGACAAAUCUCACCAGGUGAUUGUCCAAGGUGUCCAUGAACUGUAUGAUCUAGAAGAGACCAUGGUAAUCUGGAAAGAGGAUGAUGAAAGAACAAACAGAUUGGUUCUAAUAGGCAGGAACUUGGAUAAGGAUAUCCUUAAACAAGUAUUUAUAGCUACCAUGACAGAAACAGGAAAACAGUUGACAUCACACCACAAAGAAGAAGAAAAAUCUGUCCUUAACACUGCAGACUUUUAUAAUAAUGGAUGACAUGCAGUACAGAAGCUUCAGUUUGCUCUUGCAAUUUAUAGAACUGUUAAACUCUGAAUUUGACAUUACUCCUGUUAUGAAUUCAAAAUCAUCUGUUUAAAUAUUUGCAUUUAUGUUAUAGAAUAAAAUAGAGUAAAUUAGUGUUUCUAAAA
Messenger RNA from Caretta caretta (loggerhead turtle), 1681 nucleotides. RefSeq names its product zinc-regulated GTPase metalloprotein activator 1C-like. The record is from RefSeq and is a predicted model, not a curated record. Lineage: Eukaryota; Metazoa; Chordata; Testudines; Cheloniidae. Gene Ontology annotation, cellular component: cytoplasm.